GCCGGCAGCAGCGAGCGGGGCUCGGCGGCCAGCCCGUCCCCGGCCCGCACCGAGCUCUCGGCAUCGGCCCCCGGGGGGGCGGCGGCGACAACGACGAGCGGGGCCCGGGCGCAGCCCCCGAGAUGAGCAGCCCCGAUGCGGGCUACGCCAGCAGCGAGGACCAGGCGCAGGGGCGGUGCUCGCUGCCCAUCAUGAUGCCGGCCGUGGGCCCCUGCCCGUGGGCAGAAGCGCUGAGCCCGCUGGGCGAGGCGAAGGCGAAGAGCGAGGCAGCGCCGUCGGGGCCGGCGGGCGGGCGGAGCAAGAGCGAGGCGCGGAUCCGGCGGCCCAUGAACGCCUUCAUGGUGUGGGCCAAGGACGAGCGAAAGCGGCUGGCGCAGCAGAACCCGGACCUACACAACGCUGAGCUCAGCAAGAUGCUGGGUAAAUCGUGGAAGGCGCUGUCGCUGGCGGAGAAGCGGCCGUUCGUGGAGGAGGCGGAGCGGCUGCGAGUGCAGCACAUGCAGGACCACCCCAACUACAAGUACCGGCCGCGGCGGCGGAAGCAGGUGAAGCGGCUGAAACGGGUGGAGAGCGGCUUCCUGCAGCACGGCCUGGCGGAGGCGGCGGCGGUGGCGGCGGCGGCCGGGCCGGGCAGCGAGGGCGGCGGCGGCGGCAGGAUGUGCGCUGAGAGCCUGGGGUUGCCCUACGGCGAGCAGGGCUACGCGGCGGGGCCGGGCGGCGGCCACUACCGGGACUGCCCGCCGCUGGGCGCCGCCUUCGACGGCUACGGGCUGCCGACACCGGACCCGUCGCCGCUGGACGCGGCGGACAGCGAGGCGCCCUUCUUCGCGGCGGGGCUGCCGGAGGAGGGGGGCCCGGGGCCCUACGGGAGCUACGGCCCGCAGGCGGGCGGCGAGUACCCGGCGGCGGCGGCCGGGGAGAGCCCGUCGGGGGCCGCGCUGCGGCGGCACCUGGCCGCCGGCGAGCCGCUGGGGCCGGCCGGCUCACUGCAGGGGCUGCUGGGCUGCCCGGCGCCUCUGCACGCCUACUACGGGCAGAUGUGCCAGCCGCCGGGCCCGGGGCGCGGCCCCCCGCCCGUGCUGCCCCCGGUGCUGCCGCCGGUGCUGUCGCUGCCGUCGGGGGGGCAGCCGUCGCCCCCGCCCGAGGCGGCGCCGUGCCGGGAGGCGCUGGAGCACUUGCCGCAGGACGAGCUGUUGGGCGAGGUGGACCGUGCCGAGUUCGAGCAGUACCUGCGCUUCGCCUGCAAGGCCGAGCUGGGGCUGCCCCUGGCCGGCCACGACGCUGCCGAGGGGCUCUCGGCCGGGCCCAUCUCCGCCGCCGUGUCGGACGCCAGCAGCGCCGUCUACUACUGCGGCUACCCCGACGGCUGAGGAGGGACUGCCACGGAGCCGCCCGCCCCCGCUCCUAUUUAUGUAAUUUAUUGGAGGCUUCUCGGGACACUUUCGCAGGCUCCGGCUGGGCGGAAAGGUGCGGUUGCCGUGCAGAUUAAAAGCAUGUCUUUCAAACUGGUCCUCGACUGAUGUGCCAGCAUGUUUACACUUCUUAUUUUUUACAUCCGUGCCCGAAAUUAUGCUCAUUCUUGCAACAUCAGCACCGUUACAUGUCUUCCCAGACCACAGUUUUACCAGCUGCUUUUAACUAUAAAUUAUUUUUCUUUUUUUUUUUUUCUUUUUUUGUACUUCAAGGAAAUAAAUUAAUGUACAGCCGCUUCUGUCAUUCUUGUCGGUCUUACGGGCCUCUAGGGAGGCUAAACUACGAUUAAAUCACCCAUGCCCUAAGGUGCAGUUAGGGGAAAGUAGGUGCCGUGUAACACGUCCUUUUACCAUAACAGUGACUCUAAAGGAGUAAAACGGUCACCAGGACCCCAGGAAUUUGUUCCUUGGUGUGGUUGCAUUCCCGUCCCAGCUGAUGUCUGUCCCUUGGAGUUAGGACACAUGUGACUGUACCUAGCUGUGGUCUUUGUAAGCUUUUUUUUUUUUUUUUUUUUUCUUCCCCUCUUUUGUACGUGCCAACUAGAAUUUGCAAUUGUCAUUAAUGCAUCGGGAAUAACCUCUGCCCUGAAAGUGUAAUUUCUGUAACAAAAGGAACUAGGUAAGUUUGAGAUACUGCUUUCAAAGUAUUUUGUCAGAUUUGGAUACCUGUAGAUGUGAAGGUGAUUUUGCCUUACAUUGUUUUCUGUUUAAACCAAAUUACUCGCAACAACUCACAAAUGGUAUUUGUACUGUAUUUACAAGAUCUUUUACUUUCUACCACCUACCCCUAAGAAAGUUUAGGCCAUUCUGUCUCUUAGGGUUCAGGCUUCCACCAGUAAGGAGAAAAAAAAAAAAAAAAAAACCUUACCCAAAUGCUCAUCUCAAUUGCUCUCAGUCAACUGCUGGUAUCAAUUAUCCAUUAAAACAAGAACUUUUUUUUACUGA
Oxyura jamaicensis (ruddy duck) is the source of this 2417-nucleotide messenger RNA. It is a transcript of the gene SOX17, whose product is annotated as SRY-box transcription factor 17. Gene Ontology annotation, molecular function: DNA-binding transcription activator activity, RNA polymerase II-specific; RNA polymerase II cis-regulatory region sequence-specific DNA binding. The record is from RefSeq and is a predicted model, not a curated record. Bases 123 to 1370 code for a protein of 415 amino acids. The transcript has 2 exons. Gene Ontology annotation, biological process: positive regulation of transcription by RNA polymerase II; vasculogenesis; heart development. NCBI's taxonomy places the organism in Eukaryota, Metazoa, Chordata, Aves, Anseriformes, Anatidae.